Messenger RNA from Aspergillus brunneoviolaceus CBS 621.78, 762 nucleotides. RefSeq lists its product as uncharacterized. NCBI's taxonomy places the organism in Eukaryota, Fungi, Ascomycota, Eurotiomycetes, Eurotiales, Aspergillaceae. Bases 172 to 582 code for a protein of 136 amino acids. The transcript is spliced from 2 exons. The record is from RefSeq and is a predicted model, not a curated record.
CCGCCAUAACUGAAAGACUGGUUUGCUCUGAGAUUAACUCUUAAAUACCCGUCCUUUCUCCCGUGGGACCCCUUUUGAUUUCAGCUAUCUUCUGGUCAAUCUCUACCUGGAUCCGAGAACCAAACACUAGCAUCUCAUAAUUUCGUUUCUCAUAUUCCUUCCACAUUCACAAUGGUUGCCGCAACCGAUAUUCCAUUUGACGCCUCCAAGCACGCAUAUCGGACGGACACUGCUGGGCUCCAAGUCGUUGACGAAAACUUUGCGGCUCGUUAUGAGACAGCAGCGAAAGAAUUUGAAGAUGCUCUCAAUAAAUUUGCAUCUACCGACAAGGAAGCUCGACAAGCAUACAUUGAUCAACAACCGUAUAUGCCGGAAACUAUUGCUUUUGGUGACUGGGUCCAAAGGAGUUAUCCUUCGUGGAUUGAGGCAGAGGGAGUUCUGCGAUACAAAGGUCAGAAUUUGACCCAGUACGCUUAUAUGACGUUUGGGCCAGAUGCGUACGAGAAGAAAAUCAAAGACCAACGAACGCAACAACUCAUUAGCCCGGCGCUCAAAGCGGGAUACACACCUCAGGUGUAUUAAGAUAGACCAUUCAAUUGAGGAGCAAGUUUCAAUUUGGAAGAAGUACUUACAGUAUGAUGAUGAUUCUUUUACUUACUAUGGUCUCUUGCCAAAAUGAUAUACAGGCUACUAUCUUUGUUAUCCUGACAUUAGAUAUCUAGUGUCUUCUAUUUCCUGAGAAUAGAUUUAGAGACUUAUCAU